This is a messenger RNA of Sporothrix schenckii 1099-18, 1803 nucleotides long. RefSeq lists its product as uncharacterized. Lineage: Eukaryota; Fungi; Ascomycota; Sordariomycetes; Ophiostomatales; Ophiostomataceae. The record is from RefSeq and is a predicted model, not a curated record. The coding region runs from base 1 to 1803 and encodes 600 amino acids. Gene Ontology annotation, molecular function: acetylglucosaminyltransferase activity. Gene Ontology annotation, cellular component: membrane. The transcript has a single exon.
AUGCUCGCCACUCCCCGCCUCGUCCAGCGUGGGCGUCUACUGCCGGUGGCGGGCGUGCUGGUUGUGGUGUUGCUGGUUGCGUUUGUGCGCUACCGACGGCCCUGGCCCCAGUCGUCGUGGUCCCGGUCGUGGCCGCAGAAGCCAUCCUUUCAGCGGGUGCGCCCGUCCCCGCAGGACGCGAUUGAUACACAGAGACAGGGACAUGGUGUCACUAGCGACUGCCAGUCUGGUGUGGCCCACUUGGACCUGGACAAUGGCGUUCCCGAUCUGACUGCGGCCUUCCGGUACAGCCGGCGCUGUGUGCGGCCUGUGUUUCGGGCCCAGAAAACGUCGGCCAACCCGACAGCCCGUCGUCCGCCGACGCCCAUGCCAGGACGACUCAUCCCGGCGCAGGCGGACAUGGUGAUGGUGAACCGAACGGCGCUUGGCACCACGUGCAGCCGGCCGCUGCCUGCCUGCGAGACGCUUGAGCUCGAGGUGCCUCUGCCGUAUCCGACGGCAUCCACAGCCAACUACUCGCACUUGCUGUUUGGCGUCGCAUCGUCUUCGGAGCGCAUGAUGAAGGCCCUGGACGGGUUCACACACUGGCUCGGCGGGACGGGGGCGCAGCUGGUGGCGAUUGUGCAAGACGCGGACGGGGGCGGCGCGGAGCAGGAGAAGGAGGAAGAGGACUGGCUGGACGAGGUGGGCACGCAAGCCAAGCCUGGGAUCGGCAAGACCGCCACGCAGUUGGCCGGGCUGGCCGCGCUGGAGACGGCCUACCGCGCCCGCGGGAUCCGUCUGCGCGCCCUGCCGCCGCAGCACCGCCUCGCGCGCACCGUCGUGCAGAACCAUUUUGCGGUGCUCCUGUCCUUGCUGGAGGCGGCCACGCCAGACACACGGUGGCUCAGCAUUGUCGACGACGACACCUUCUUUCCGUCGCUGUACAAGCUCGACCAAGCGCUCCGCAGGUACGACCACACCCGGUCGACGUGGCUCGGUGCGCUGUCCGAGGACGCCGACGCCUUGGCCCUUUGGGGCCGUAUGGCGUACGGCGGCGCCGGUGCGUUUAUCAGUGUGCCGCUGGCCGAGACGGUUAUGCCCUACAUUGGCGAGUGUCUGCGGCAGGGCCGGCGAGCCGCCUUGGCUGCCCUCGAAGAGGAGGGCAGCAAGCCAACGGCAGCGACAGCGAGAGGACGGUACAGCACGACGACGGGCGACGGUCUUUUGCGGGACUGCAUGGCCCGCCACGCACCGGCGACGCCGCUCACGCUCGUGCCCGGCCUGAACCAGCACGACCUGUACGGCGACGCUGCUGGCUUUUACGAGGCCGGCCUGGCGCCUCUGUCGGUGCACCACUGGCGCAGCUGGUACAAGGCGCCGCUGCCGGCCAUGGCGGCGGUCAUGCGCGUGUGCGGCGACUGCUUUCUGAAACGGUGGACGUGGACGGGGGCCGGCUCCGACCGUGGAGGCGAAGACGACGCCGGCGAUACGCUCUUUGUCAACGGCUACUCAGUGACAAUGUACCGGGCCGGCGUGCACCCCGACUUUCGGCGCAUGGAAGAGACGUGGUCGCAUGCCGGCGACGAAUUUGUUGCUGGCCUGGGCCCGCUGCGGCCGGCCCUGGACGACGCGGACAAGAAGAGCUACCGGCUGCGGGAGGUUGUUGCUGGCGAACACGGCGCCAACAGCGACAGCGACAGCGGCAGCGGCGUCGCCAGUUUCCGCCAGGUUUACGUCUACAAGGGCGCCUUUGGCAACGACGAGCUGGACGAGGUGUUUGAGCUUGUGUGGGACGAAGGGGAAGGAGCGACGUGGAAGUAG